AUGUCCGACUCUUUCGAUGAGGGAUCUGAAAGUUACUCAGUUGACGAAUAUGCCGAGAGUAAACAAGCGCUGUCACGUACGCCCGACUCAAUCCGAUCUACCGGUGAAACUGGUACCUUCUAUAGUGAAUAUGCGAAUCCAGGUCUUCAGGAUAGUUGUCGACACUACGGUACCCAAUACAUGGGAGCUCGAUGCCUCGAAUUCAGUCUCGUGAACAAGAACUGGUUCGAAGACUUCAGCUCAAGGAUACUGCGCGAUACGGCCAAAGGACUCGGUGUGCUCGAACUACGAGCCGAUCCUCACAGGCUUCUCCUCUACGAACCUGGGUCGUUCUUCCAAACCCAUAGUGAUCCAGAAAAGGAACAAGACAUGAUCGGAACUCUUGUCAUCCCCAAUGAUGGUGUCUCAGGCCUCAUCUCGAAUAAUUUCCGAUCGCACGGAGUGGACAUUAGCCGAGGGCUGGAUGAUCAUCUGAGAAAGCACUUCGAUGGCAAAGAACAAGCGAUCGAUUGGAAUCAUUGGUUCCAAGAGCUUAUCCAAGACAAUGUUUCAGCUGACAAAUUUGAUUCCUUUUGUGCUGUCUUUCAUGUCAUCGGGGUGGUACACCCCUAUUGGAGACUUUAA
Molecule: messenger RNA, 624 nt
Organism: Fusarium verticillioides 7600
Lineage: Eukaryota; Fungi; Ascomycota; Sordariomycetes; Hypocreales; Nectriaceae
Exons: 4
Coding region: 1-624 (207 amino acids)
Source: RefSeq, a predicted model, not a curated record